AUGGCUUCAAUCUCAAACAAUCAGGAAUCUAUAAACAAAGUGCAAAAAAUUCUCAACAAGAAUGAUCGGAUCAGCAGUUUGUCAGACCCACUUCUUAUUCACAUCCUUUCUUUCCUUCCAACAAAAUAUGCCGUCGGAACGAGCAUACUGUCAUUGAGAUGGAAGUGCCUCUGGGCUUCUGUUCCUACUCUAGACUUCGACAGUAAAUUGUGGUUUGAACUUAAUUCCGAUGUGAGACUUUCUUCCAACUUCUUGAACUUUGUUGAACGAGUAUUGUUUAAUCAUGAUUUGUCCUGCAUUCAAAAGUUCCGUUUAUACUGUAUUGAACGUAAAGAACACAAAUUAUCUAGAAUAUGUACAUGGAUAGGUGUAGCAAUACAGCGUGGUGUUCAAGAACUUGAUAUACGGAUUGGAGUAACUGAAGAACAAAAUUACUUACCUUCAAGCCUCUUCACUUGCCCAACAUUGGUAGUCUUAAAACUAGGACUUCUAGUAUGUUUCAGUGUUCCUCGGUCAGUACAUUUUAAAACUCUCAAAGUACUCCAUAUUUCACUUGGUCUUUCGAGCAAUGAGUUGACGCGAAAUCUCUUUCGUAACUGCCCUGUUCUUGAAGAUCUUAUCAUCAAAGGAGAUAUUCCGUGUAAUGAAAGACUAUUUUUUGAUGUCUCCACGCCCGCUCUGAAGAGUUUUAAGUUCGAUAUUGAUACAGAUGAUGGUGAAGAUGUGUGA
Messenger RNA from Cornus florida, 729 nucleotides. Its product is annotated as F-box/LRR-repeat protein At4g14103-like. NCBI's taxonomy places the organism in Eukaryota, Viridiplantae, Streptophyta, Magnoliopsida, Cornales, Cornaceae. The transcript has a single exon. Gene Ontology annotation, molecular function: protein binding. The record is from RefSeq and is a predicted model, not a curated record. Bases 1 to 729 code for a protein of 242 amino acids.